This is a messenger RNA of Saprolegnia diclina VS20, 5309 nucleotides long. RefSeq lists its product as hypothetical. The coding region runs from base 372 to 5309 and encodes 1645 amino acids. The record is from RefSeq and is a predicted model, not a curated record. Gene Ontology annotation, molecular function: protein binding. Lineage: Eukaryota; Oomycota; Saprolegniomycetes; Saprolegniales; Saprolegniaceae. The transcript is spliced from 5 exons.
GACGUCGCGAGGGCAGUUGCAAUCUUCGGCGGAAGCAUGUCCCGGCGCCACCUGGAGCCGCGCUCGGAUGACGAGGAUGCUUGGGAGAACGACUUCAACUUUGAUGGGCUCGCAGCGCGUGGGGCGACAGAGCUGCCAACGUCGCCGACGCUGGGCCAAGCCGUCGAGCGCCUGGCCUUGAACUACCGCCUUGUCGACGUGCUUGGUCGCGCGUGCAGCGGCCUCAAUGAUCAACUGGACAGCGAGCUCCACUUGCAUGGCGAAGGCGCCGCCUCGGUGCCUGCGACGAGCAUGGUAGAGCUACCGACGACUAGAGCUAUACUGACCCCACGCAGGAGCGUGCAUCAAGCUUUCUUAUCGACUGCUGCUUGAUGGUCUUCCGCAACGAAGCGUCGGCAGUCGCUGCAACGCUCGAGACGGCUCGUGCCAUCCUCACGACGUCGAGUCCGUGCAAGUCGGGAGGUCUCAGCGACUGCGCAACACAGCUGCGUCGCAACAUUCUUCUUCUGUGGCUGCAGGUUGAAACCUUUGCUGUCGCACCCGUGACGCAAAAGCCCAUUCUUCUCGAGUUGCUCGCCCGUGACAUGGGUCGAGCCAUGGGCCAACUGCAGCCAGCAACCAUGGGCAGUACGAGCACCCGCAGCCCGCUCUUUGCUCUUGCACACCUUGUCUUGAGUGAGAUGCACGACGUUGUCGCCCCGAUCCUCGGCGCGGGCCACGCCAAGCCGUCGCAACUCGUCGAGCUCACGUCCGUUUUGCGAAUCUCGGUGCUGCUCCUCAUGUUUCUUGGCGUGCAGCACCGCACGCCAGACUCCGCACCGUCAUUGUCCUGGCAGACGUUGACCAAGAUGGCGCUGUGCAUGGGUCACUUGCUGCUGCUCUCUUGCGAGCUCUCGCUGGUGACGGACUUUGCGUGCGUGUGCAGCAAAGCUGCAGCCUACGUCAUCGACGACCCCAGCCUCUUAUCGCAGGCCAAGCUCGUGCUCUGCCAAGCCCAGCUCGAGCAAAAGCGCCUCAUGGACGAAGACGAGGACUGGGCGGAUUUCACGCCACACGAUCGAUCGCAGCGGCUCUUCUCCCUCGAGUGGACGCCCACCAACAAGCCCAAGCAAAUGGCAGAGAACGACGACGAGGAGGAGGAAGAUUGGGAUAAGGAGCUCGCGCAAGACGAGGGGCAGAGCGGUGCGACAAGCUCGCUCUCGACGGUUCUCAACAUGCGGGACCUCUUUAUCGACGCGUCGUCGACAUUGCCGCCGUCCGAAGCAAGCCGCCCUCGAUGGCUCACGCAGCGCAUCGACGAGUGUCCGACCGCGUCGCCACAACCACCACCGCCACCACCACCGUCGCCGUACUCGAAAUCGUUUGCGGCGUUUGAGACAGGCCAGCUCCUCAGCCAGAUUUGCCCGUCCGCUCGCUCGAUCGAAGCGUGGCUCACAAGCCUCGACGUGCACCCGCCUCGUUUCGUCCACGAUGCCGAGACCGAAGUGCUCGCGCUCACCGACCUCCCCGUCUACGAACGCUUGUGGUGCGAGGGCUACGUCCAUUGCUGUAAUGUGCUUCAAGCCAGCGCGCCAGACGUGUGCCUCGGCCUCGCCACCGCUUUUUUCCAGAUGCUGGCAACCACACGUGUGCCCACCACGCUUUGCAAAGGCGUUGUUGCGGCGGGAAAGCACAUACUGGCCACUCUUGCGCUCGUCUUGCAUCCACUGGGACUGUCCGCGACCGUCUUGGACGCGCCUGUGGCGCAGCUGAAAGCGCUAGGUACGGCGCCGGACGAUGUCGCCAUGCUGGAGCUUGAGUGCGCACUGCAUCUUGCGCUAUGCACGUGUGCCGAGGACUUUGCCGACUCGGUGGACCAGCUAGCCUUGCUCGACCGAGCGCAUACGCUCUUGCAGCGUGCCCACGCAUCACUUGUGGCGGAGCGCGAGAUCUUGUGCCAUGGGUGUCCUGCUUCGAUCGCUGCCAUGGAGCGUAGCAUGACGCUGCACUUGCUUGUGCACUGCGUUGCUUUCGGGCUCUCGCCGCUCACGCUUCAACACGUGACCAAGGGGGCGUCGCUGGACGUUGCCAACGACCUGGUGGAGGCCGAGACCGCAGCGCUCUCAACCUCCCCCAACAUAUUUGCCCAUGUGCUCAAGCACACGGCGCAUCCGUCGCAAAGCGCCGUCUACGCCCGGCUCGUUCACCUCUUUGGCUAUUUACCGCUGCAGUCAAGUGUCCGUAUCCAGGCCGGGAUGGUCCUUGGGACGACGAUGCUCGCGCUCCAGUGCCUUCAAGAUGCUGAAAAUGUCUUGUACGAAUCGGUCUACCUCUCGGUCUCGGCCAAGACGACGCGAAUUCGGUCUCCUAGCGUGCCGUAUAUGCUCUGCGCCUUUGGCGACGCGCUCGUGUCCAACCGCAAGUACCGGUUUGGGAUUGUCGCGUAUGAAGCGGCUUUGCGGGCGGGCGACGCUGCAUUUUGCACCGACCUCGAGCGUAAACUAGCGAUUCUCUGCAGUGACAAUGGCGACAUUGAUCGCAGUCUCGUUCUCUACGCUCGGAUUCGCCAUACCAGCCGCGACCAGCGACGUAUCUUUGAGUACGUUUACGUUGCAGUGACGAUGGCCACUAUGCACAUGGAGCGCGGUGCAUUUGCGAGCGCGGCCUCCGACAUGCAGCACGUACUCACGUUCAUGAAGAACGAAGUGUUUACACAGGACGUGCGCAUGGAGCUUCAUGUGCUGCGCGUUCGCCUUGCCAUUUGUCUCUUGCACUUGCAAGAGCCCCAAAAUGCCAUCGUCAUGCUCUUGCGCUGCCGCGACGAGCUCCUUCAGAGCUCCAGUCAUGUGUGUGCGUCAUCGGUCAAGCUCGUGGUGGUGCUUGGCUGGCUUGCGACCGCCUACUUGCGGGAUGGCGCCCUCGCAGCGUGCGAUGAAACCCUGCUCUCGAUUGCGCGGCUCCGUGAGACGACGAGUUGCCGGUACAACUGCCUCGCGUCAGCCGCGCGACGCAAGCACGUUAGCCACGGCUCGUUUGCCAAAGUGCCGAGCUGCCUCAACAUGACCGUGUCGCUGCAUGAACACCCGGGCGCCGACUUGUACUCGCUUCAGAUGCAGCUCUCGCUGGCACGCUGCGAGUUGGAGAAAGCUGCGCACUACUCAGCGCUCGCAAUCAUCACGCUCGAGCUCGACCCGCAUGCAGAGAUGCACGAGCUCGCCGCGCUCUACUACUUACGCGGCAAGGCGCUCGACGCAUGCUUGCACCACCCGGGCCUCUUUCCGAUGAAGCUCCAAGGACUGGAGUGUGAACAACUCAUUCUCGCCAACAAGCCCAAACUGUCGCACCACCGCCGCAAGAGCUCGACGCUGCUCCGCGAACGCGUCCUCGUCACGUCCGAUGAAUGUCUCUACCACGCGGUGCGAUCGCUGCACCAUAGCUUUGAGCUCUACAAGAGUACCGGUGACAAGCCAGGCAUGGUCCGUGCAGCGAAUCGACUCGCGGCCAUGUACUUCGACAAGGUGUUUGUGUCCGUGCUGGUGCGCAACCAGUCGCUUGUAGACGUUGCAGUGCUGCGGCUCAAACGGCGGCAUGCGUCGUCGCAUCUGAAUCUCAACGACGAGUGCGUUGAGUUUGCCUUUACACUGGACGACAUGCGUGGCCCCGCGACGCUCGGCUUUGAUUUGAGCCUUGAUGCGAUGGCGCCCGAGCCGUACAUGGAGGCGUGUGUCAAUAUGGCGACGCUUUGCGCGCUCCGCAACGACUGGCCCGAGAUGCUGCGCUACUGGUACGAGGCCCGGGACGUCUUUUACCACUGCGGGUUUGGCACUGGCAAGCGCCACCGCCGCUUUCGUCACCGCCUCGUGCAGCUGCUCUUGUGUUGUGAGCCUGCGCUCGUCGCGGCCAACAGCGUGCUCCUGGAUGUAGCUGCGUCCGACGACGUCCCAUUGUGGUUUUGGCGCAAAACCCAGCACAAAAAUGCGACGCUCCCCGCCGAGACGAGCUUGAGCUACCACUACAAACGGCUGCGCGAGACGCGGCCAAGCCAUCAACGCACGCAGUCGGAGUCGCUCGAGCACGUGCCACCAACGGUGCAUGGCAAGCGGUCCGGCUACCACCGUUCGUUCCCACCGCGCAUCCGCGACAAAGGCCGAGCCAAACCCCGAGGCCUCAAGGACAUCUUUGAACAUGCAACAGAGGCGCCGAACGGUGGCGCCGAGGAGCCUCCGCUGGUCACGCGCCAACGUCUCCUACUGCGCGUGGCCCACAGUGCGGGGCGAGGCGCCGAGGGUAGCGACCACUCUGUACAACAAGAUCGUUUGCGCAAAGUCUGGGCGCUUGCUGAAGAGAUGCGCGGCGGCGGGCUCUCGCAGUGGUGCGCAAGCCUUGUGCUCGAUGCCGUGCCCGCCAUCUACGUGCUCGGCGAUCAUGACGGCAUUGCUACCUUCUCGACGGCAACAGUUAGCGGCGACUGGCGUAUUUUAGAAGGCGACACGCUCACGCGGUACGCCCCCGUACUGCGCCACGGGUCACUUCUCGCGCAGCGGCAGUGCUUUGAGCAAGAAGCUAGCACGACGUCAAUCGCCCUAUGGCACCGACUUACCUCUGACGCACCGCCGUCGCUUCGCGAGCGACACGAGUGGCUGUGUAGCCACCAGUUGGACGCUGCUAAAGAAGACGACCUGCGUGGUCCGUCUCUUGUCCACAGCAAAGCGCCGGUGCCGUCCUCGAAGAAGGUAUCGACGCAGACUAAGCUUAUUGUUGCCCCGGUACUGGCUUCGCUGCCGUGGGAAGUUCUUCUGGAGGAAGCCCCCACGGACCCCACUCGUCUUGCGGUUGCACGUCUCAUUCGGCCACUGGAAGCCCAGCCACAGUCGCUAGAGUGGUCGACCUCGCACCUGCUUUUGUUUGUCGUACACCCAUCGACACAGAGUCUACUGGACGUUCCCAGGAAGAUCCAUGUUCUCGCAUCUCGCGACGCUGCAAAUGUGACCAUCGACAUGGCAGUCGCCAACGUGCGCCGGAAGAAGAAGCCGUCGCUGGCGUUGACGUCGUGCCCGAUGAAUAUUGCAGUGGCAGCAAUGGACGACUGGUCGACGAGUGCUGUCACUGCGCUGCGCCGGUCGCCGACGCUCUUUGCGCUGCUUUUGGUGCCCGCCAGUUUUGUACGGCCGCUGGCGUUGGCGCUUUGGGCGCGCCGGCCAAAGAAGCGCCGACUGUUUGGCACGCCGAGUCGCACCGUGGAGGCGCCGCGCGAGUGGCUCGACGAUGUUGUCGGCGCCUUUGAGCGGACGACCUUUAUACCCGUGAGUGUAGUGAUUACAGGCGCUUGA